GUGUGGCCUGUCAUAAAUAGGGGACAUGAACAGAUGAAACACACACACACACCAACACACCCCUCUGCCUGCACCCCAGCGUGCUAACACAGAGCUCAGCUCCUCUAUGGUCAUCACCACAAUAACAACCCCAGUGGACACACUGACUCUGUCAUUCCCUGAUCCUGCUCUCCCUCAUAUACAGGCACCAGGACCAGUGUGGUGAACACCGACAGGGUUCAGGGCUGCGAAAACAGCAGGCGAGACAUCUGAGGACGACACUGAAAACAGAGGAAAUGUUUGCUCACCUGUUGGUGCUGCUCGGAGUGGUUGGCUUGAGUUGUGGUGCCAUCCAGAGACCCGAUUAUGACGACACAGAAAACCCAGAGUUCCUCAACCCGUCCUGGAUGGCCAGUAUCCCUGAUGGUCAGCUGCUGUCUGAGGUUACUAUGCCUGGUACCCACAACACAAUGGCCCUGUACGGUGGUGUGUAUGCUGAAUGUCAGACCUGGAGCCUGGAACUCCAGCUAAAAGCAGGCAUUCGCUUUCUGGAUGUUCGAGUCCGCCACGUCAACGGGAACUUGACAAUCCAUCAUGGGGUUUCGUACCAGAGGGCACACUUUGGCCAAGUGCUGGAAGGCAUAGCUGACUUCCUGAGAGAGUAUCCCAGUGAGACUGUGCUGAUGAGAGUUAAAGAAGAGUUCAGUGAGACAUAUAACAUCUACGGUGCUGUGGUCGACUACAUCCACCGUUACGCUCACUGGGACCUGCUGUGGCACAGCCGGAUGGUACCAACCAUGGGAGAGUCCCGAGGAAAACUUAUCAUCAUGCAAGACUUCCCUGGGCCAGAUUUGGGAAUGCGCUACAAUUCCAUGGACAUUGCAGACCACUGGAAGGUUCCCACAAUGGCACACGCGGAGGAGAAGUGGCAGAGUGUCUACAAACACCUGGAAGCUGCACCGACAGGAAACAUGGACCGGAUCUUUCUCACCUUCAGCAGUGGAGCGGGGCUGUUUGCCUACCCCCGACUCGUGGCUCUGCGCAUCAACUUACAGCUGUACGACUACCUGAGAGCCAAGACGGACCAGAACCAGCGCCUUGGAAUCAUAUGCAUGGACUUCCCUGGUGCUCCCAUGAUUCAAAUGAUCAUUGACUUCCAACUGAGAGAAGUCGAGAAGAAAAGAAUGGCUUUUAAUUUGAAUUUUAACAAGGAGGUGCCUUUUGUUUACUGAACAACAGGAUGGGAAGAAAUAAUUUGAUAUUAAGAAACAAGUCAAUUUCAAUAAACAAGGAUAGUGAAAAGUGA
Molecule: messenger RNA, 1285 nt
Organism: Cynoglossus semilaevis (tongue sole)
Lineage: Eukaryota; Metazoa; Chordata; Actinopteri; Pleuronectiformes; Cynoglossidae
Product: 1-phosphatidylinositol phosphodiesterase
Exons: 4
Coding region: 276-1211 (311 amino acids)
Biological process (GO): lipid metabolic process
Molecular function (GO): phosphoric diester hydrolase activity
Source: RefSeq, a predicted model, not a curated record